CCGGCGCAGAAAAAAGAGUCUGUCGUAAAGAGGCAGUCGGCAAGCAAGCAGUGAUUUGCGGUGCAUCUGAAACAGAGGCAAAGAAGGACUUGGCAUCAGGAGGUUUAUCUUUGAAGCCCGCUGCGAUCACUGCGUUGUAACACCCCGAUAUAUAAGAGAGAAUUGCAGCAUUGAGCUGAUGGAGCUUGUAACGGUGUGGUGUGUGUUGGUGCUCGGGGCUUCUGUCUCCUUGUCAGAGGCCCACAAUGACUUCUAUACCUCGAUCGGCCACAUGACCGAUCUACUGUAUACAGAGAAGGACCUGGUCACGUCUCUCAAGGAUUACAUUAAGGCUGAGGAGAGCAAGCUCGAGCAGAUCAAACAGUGGGCGGAGAAGAUGGACUCUCUGACGGACAUGGCCACCAAGGACCCCGAGGGGUUUCUGGGUCAUCCCGUCAACGCAUUCAAGCUGAUGAAGAGGCUGAACACAGAGUGGGGCGAGCUGGAGAGUCUGGUGCUCAAAGACAUGUCGGACGGUUUCAUCUCUAACCUGACGAUCCAGCGGCAGUACUUCCCCAAUGACGAGGAUCAGACUGGGGCUGCAAAGGCGCUGAUCCGUCUGCAGGACACCUACGACCUGGAUACCAACACCAUCUCUACAGGCAACCUGCCUGGUGUGAAGCACAAGACCACGAUGACAGUGGAGGAUUGCUUCGAGCUGGGGAAGGUCGCCUACUCGGACGCUGACUAUUACCACACGGAGCUGUGGAUGGCCCAGGCCCUGAACCAGCUGGACCAAGGAGAGGAGAGUGUUACCGACAAGGUCAGCAUCCUGGACUACCUCAGCUACUCCAUCUAUCAGCAGGGUGAGCUGGACAAGGCCCUGGAGCUCACCAGGAGACUUCUGAAACUGGACCCAGAGCAUCAGAGAGCGAAUGGCAACCUGAAGUACUUUGAGUACAUGCUGGCCAAGCAAAUGAAGGCAGAGCAGCAGUCCGAGGAGGGGUCUGUGAAGAAGGAGGAGGUGAAGUUGAAGGAGAACAAGAGGAAGAAAGGAACCCCUGAAGAUUACCUGCCAGAGAGACUGAAAUACGAGAAACUGUGCCGAGGAGGGGGGAAGGUGUCUCCUCGAAGACAGAAGAAGCUGUUCUGCCGUUACUUUGACAACAACAGGCACCCACGCUAUAUCCUGGGGCCCGUGAAAGAGGAGGACGAGUGGGACCGGCCCAGGGUUGUGCGUUACCACAACAUCAUUUCAGAUAAGGAAAUCGAGGUGGUCAAGGAGCUGGCCAAGCCCAGGCUAAAGAGAGCCACCAUUUCCAACCCAAUUACAGGAGUGCUGGAGACAGCCCAUUACAGGAUUAGCAAAAGGCGCGCCACCGUGCAUGACCCUCAAACAGGAAAACUGACCACAGCCCAGUACAGAGUCUCCAAGAGUGCCUGGAUAGCAGCAUAUGAGAGCCCAGUGGUGGACCGGAUCAACCAGAGGAUAGAGGACCUCACCGGCCUCGACGUCAACACUGCAGAGGAGUUGCAGGUGGCCAACUAUGGUGUUGGGGGUCAGUACGAACCCCAUUUUGAUUUCGGCAGGAAAGAUGAACCCGAUGCCUUCAAGGAGCUGGGGACAGGAAAUCGAAUCGCCACGUGGCUGAUCUAUAUGAGUGACGUGGCAGCAGGGGGCGCUACAGUCUUCACCGAGGUGGGAGCCUCUGUGUGGCCCAUGAAGGGCUCAGCAGUGUUCUGGUAUAACCUGUUCCCCAGUGGAGAAGGGGAUUACCUCACACGGCAUGCAGCCUGUCCCGUCUUAGUAGGAAAUAAAUGGGUUUCCAAUAAGUGGAUCCACGAGCGAGGCCAGGAGUUCAGGAGGCCGUGUGGAUUGGAUGAGUCAAACUGAUAAUCCAAGUGUAGAAUAACACUCCACAACAAUCCUCGCCCCCCAACCCCCCAACACAAACCCUACAACCCACAAACUGAAGAACAGGACCACAGCUGGGGUCUGAGCAGCAAGGGGUCCAGAGGCACCACCACUGCUAGAGAGGGGGACGGGAACCCUGGACAUAAUUGGAAAGGAGUCCAUUGGACAUUUUCUUCCUGCUGUGUGUUUUUGUUUUAAAGAAAAAAAGUGUGAUCCAUUUUUGUCAUUGGUCACAGUAUUUUGUUUUUACCAGGGUACUUGGUAGUACUGCAUUAAGGAAACUAGCAAACAACUUAGUACAUUGUUUUCUAUCCUGAAUUGUAUAUGUACAUUUUUAAUUUAACCAGGAAAAUCCCAUUGAGAUUAAAAUCUCUUGCAAAGGAGACCUGUUCAAAAAGGAGGCAUGUCAUAUACACCCCCCCCACCCCACCCCCACAAAUUCUAAUGAGCACAACCAAUACAAACAAGUUAAUUGAAUUACAUGAAAACAGAUCUUGGUGGUCAUCUGUAUUUAACACUGUUUUUUUUUUUUUUUUUUGUGAACAAAGAUGGCUAGAGGGAUUUGAAUUGAUUACAAUCUCGUGUAAUUAUGUAAGCCCCCCUCUCUCAAUACAGACUCCAGCGAAAAGGGUGGUUCAUCAUAUCAUCCCUGUGGUUUGUGGGAGCCAGGUUCUAUUUAUCUGUUUUUAAUAGUUCAGUAUAUUUGUUUGUGUAGGAAGUGUGUGGGGAUUUUUUUUUUUGUAUGUGUGUAAUGAAUGUUUUCUACAAAAAAAUAAAUUUUAAUAAGUGUUUUGGGUAACAAAUGCAAA
This is a messenger RNA of Polyodon spathula (Mississippi paddlefish), 2703 nucleotides long. RefSeq names its product prolyl 4-hydroxylase, alpha polypeptide I a (gene p4ha1a). Lineage: Eukaryota; Metazoa; Chordata; Actinopteri; Acipenseriformes; Polyodontidae. Gene Ontology annotation, biological process: peptidyl-proline hydroxylation to 4-hydroxy-L-proline. The coding region runs from base 179 to 1873 and encodes 564 amino acids. The transcript has 16 exons. Gene Ontology annotation, cellular component: endoplasmic reticulum. Gene Ontology annotation, molecular function: L-ascorbic acid binding; procollagen-proline 4-dioxygenase activity; protein binding. The record is from RefSeq and is a predicted model, not a curated record.